AUGCUCAAUAAUUAUAUUCACAAAUUAGUUUAUAUUUUUUUUUUUUUUUUUGUUUCAUUGAAAGUUUCAUAUUGUAAUUUGCAUUAUUUAGGAUUAGAUUGGAAUCAAAAUGUUGGAGGUAAAUGGAUUUGUGUUGAUAAAAAUUCACAACCUAAUAUCAAAGAUUUUUUUUAUAAAUAUAAUGGUGGUUUUCAUAAGUAUAUUUAUAAAACUUAUAAUUUUUCAUAUCCCAAUAAACCAACAGGAAAUGGUGUAUAUGUUUAUUUUUCCCAAAAUGGUGAAAUAGCCUAUAUAGGAAAAUCGUGGCAGAAAAAAUUUAACGGGAUUUAUGAUAGGAUUGCAGCCCAUCAAAAUAAAGAUUUGUUUGGCCAACCAAAAAAUAAAGAUGAAAUUCUAAAAGAAAUAAAUGGUUUACUUUCACAUGAUGAGAUUCAAAAUAUUGAAAAAAGAGAGAAAAUUACUAAAUAUUGUUACCUACCAAUUCCCAAUAACUCUCCAAGAGAAUUAGCAUAUUAUAUAGAAGGUAGUUUACUCUCAAUUUUCCAUUCUUCUAUUAAUUCUUGGCAAAACGGAGGCCCUUCUGGUGAUACGGGUAUUUUUAAUCGUUUUAGAAUUCCAAUAAUAAGAUAUACCACAAAUGAAUAUUCUAUGUUGUAUACUGCAAAUGAUGAAAAUGUUAAUAAUUACUAUUCUGUAUUUGAGAAUCCGGACUUUUAUAAAAUUUUUUAUUACUUCAAGAAUUAUCAAAAAGUAGAAGAUGAUUUGGAAAAUUGUGAACAAGAAUUAAAAAUAAAUAAAAAUGAAUUGAAACGAGAAAUUUCGUCAAUCCAAAAAUUUUUGAAAUCCACCAAUUUGGAGGAUGCAUUCCAUAAUUUUAGAAUUGGAUAUAUAAAGGGUCACUCGAAAAACAGUAAUCAAGCAGUACCAGGGGUUACUUUUACUAAUAUGCUGUCAGCUCUGUUUUAUAAUGUUAAUUUGUUGCCAAAGUCUAAUGAAAAUGUUGAAAUGCUUAUUAAAAUUUUAGAAAAAGUACAAAAUGAUGGAAAUAAAAAUAAAGCUAAUGAAGUUUUUUGUCCUCAGGAAAAAUCUUUAAAUUAUAAAAUUCAAACUUUAGAAAAGAACAAUGAAGAUGCUAGAAUAGUAAAUAAUCAACUUAAUUCGACGAUUAAUUCAAAUGAAAUAAAAAACAAAGACAUAAUUUCAAAACAAGAAAAUGAAAUUAUUACUUUAAAAAUUGAAAAUCAAAAAUUAAAAAGUAACAUUACUCUAUUAUAUGGUGAAAUUUCAAUUUUAGAAAAACAAUUAAAUGGUAACAUUACUCAAUUAAAUGGUGCAAUAUCAAUUUUAGAAAAACAAUUAAAUGGUAACAUUACCUUAUUAAAUGAAGAAAUUUCAUCAUUGAACUCAAUAAUUACUGAUUAUGAAAGAAAUAAUACAAUUUUGACUCAUCAAGCAGAGCUUGAUUCAUUUGAAUUAAAAUCAUAUGAUCAAUGUAUUAUUGAUAGAAAUAGAUACAAAAUGGAAUCAGAAAAAUCACCAUUUAAUUUAAAACAAUACCCAUCGUUGGUUAAAAUUGAUGAUGUUUCACAAUGUCCAAAAUAUAAAUGCUUAAAAAGAAAAUCAUUAAAUGAGUGGACUAUUGGACUAAACAUCCCAGCUUUUUGUAGAGAAAGUCGAUAUGAUUGUUCGUUGUGUUACAAAUACAUAGAAUGCAGUUUUUCUGAUGAAUUUUAA
Messenger RNA from Dictyostelium discoideum AX4, 1734 nucleotides. RefSeq lists its product as hypothetical. The record is from RefSeq and is a predicted model, not a curated record. The coding region runs from base 1 to 1734 and encodes 577 amino acids. NCBI's taxonomy places the organism in Eukaryota, Evosea, Eumycetozoa, Dictyosteliales, Dictyosteliaceae. The transcript has a single exon.